GCUAACAGCAGACGUCUGUAAAGGUGAAGAGAUUAUCUGUUUUUUAAUGCUUAAUUAUUAUUAUUUUUUCACUGAAGUUUUCUAUGUUGUUUUUCUGUAAUGCCGCGAGUAAAAAGAGUGGAGUCUCUUUUUGAAAUUUCCAUAGAUUUUAUUACCGAAAACAUGGAUACAUUUUGUAAGGAAAUUUCGACUCUGGGUGAGGUUGACGCUGUCAGUCUCGAAGGAAGCACAAAUGUUUUUAAUCUGUUACCUUCCUGUUUUAUCGAAGAAAUCAUCAAGGUUCUUGGAGAAAAGGGGUAUUUGAAGAAACAAUUCCUUGAAUACCUGAUAACCCCCAGACUUCGUACUUUAGACUUUAGUACCAUGUGUGUUAGAAAUGAAAUUUCUGACCUUCUCCGCUUUGCUGCCAACAGAUGCCCAGAACUGAAAACUUUGAUGCUCUUUCAUCCCACAUAUUUCCUUGAUAAUGAAGACUACCUGAAUUUCAUCCCAAAUUUUACUGAAUUGCAAGUACUGAACAUUUCUUACUCAAGAGCUGGAGAUAUUUGCUUGGGCAUUCUUGGUAGCCAUUGUAAGAAAUUGAGGGAGCUGUAUGCUGAGCAUAGUUCAGUGACAGAUAGUGGUCUUCAAGAGCUGUUUAUUUUUGGGCAAUGCAAGUCAAUUAGUACAUUGGAUCUUGAUUGGACGAAAGUGACCAUGACAGGAAUUCAAAUGGCAUUAGAUAAUUUACCUUCCUUGAGGGUGCUUCAUCACCAAUCUACUGUUGAAUGUCUAGUCAAAAUCCAUCAAGCAUCGUCUCAUCAAGAGCUAGAUAUUAUCCCCAAGUACAAAUUGUCAAUGCUCGCCAUCCGUUCUCCCUUUAAAAGUGGUAGUCUACGUAUAGCGGUAUCCUUUUGCCCUUUGCUUACUAAUGUCGACAUCAGAAUGCCUAAAGAAUUGACUGACGUUGACCUAUUAAGCUUAUUGGUUCUUGAAACCCUUUGCGACCUAAAAAUUUGUGGGCAUCGCGAUGGAAAUAUUACAUUUCCUGGCGGUGUGAGACCUCUUUUGAAUUCAUUAGGGAAUUCGCUUAAAUCUCUAGAACUUUCCCUGUUCCGUGACGUUAAUAUUCCAGUAGUGACGGGAUCUUGCCCUAAUCUUAUCUCCCUUAAUCUUUUAAACAAUUUGAAUUAUAUUAAUCCCUGGCAAGAUGGGCAGAAUUUUUUCAAAAGCGAUGAAAUCUUAAUGAAUCUCGAGGCAUUGAAUUUAAAAGGCCGCAUUCCCUCCCUGCAUCUUUUUUUGCUCCUUUUUUCUCCCUCGCUUGUGUGCGUCCGCUUAAACGAUUGCGACACCCUCACUGACGAAAUACUAAUGAUGAUCUCCAUUUUCCAUCGAUUCCAUAAUCUUGAGCACUUUGAAAUUUCAAAUUGUAACCUUGUGACCGAGAAAGGUAUCGACGUAUUCAUGCAAGACAGCAAUGCGCUUCAGAAGGUUGAGUUUAAAUGGUGUGAUAAGGUGACGCGGAAGAAUAUUUGUGACUGGAAGAAGAAAGCCAAUGAAAAAAAUUGGCAAUUGUCUAUUUCGGCUCAAUUAAGUUUUUAAAAUUGUGUUGUCCUUUUAUUGCAUUCGUUUAUGUAACAUAAUUGGGAAUGUUCUGAUAAUUAUCAAUUAAACUGAAAUGGUUAACCUCUAAA
Molecule: messenger RNA, 1673 nt
Organism: Daphnia pulex (common water flea)
Lineage: Eukaryota; Metazoa; Arthropoda; Branchiopoda; Diplostraca; Daphniidae
Exons: 4
Coding region: 100-1581 (493 amino acids)
Biological process (GO): SCF-dependent proteasomal ubiquitin-dependent protein catabolic process
Cellular component (GO): SCF ubiquitin ligase complex
Source: RefSeq, a predicted model, not a curated record